UGGAGUCUUCCACGGUGCGCGAUACCCCUGCUUGUCCCUCUUUGUCCGGUGGCGACAGAAGGCCAUGAUUAUUAUGGCAAAAUUUGCGUUUUUGAAUGAAUAAUAAUUGAAUGGUGGAUCGAAACAGCAAGCAUACGCCGUGUGAGGACUGGUUUACCGGCAAUGACACACCAGAGAGUUUCAAUUUAAAGGACAGCAGAGCAAGCAACGGAGAAAGGGUACAGUUUACUUCCAAGACAGUCUGCAACCUGGCUAGCUAUCCUCAGUAGCAUGCUAACGCUAGCUACCAAGCUAACGUUAGCAUAGUAAACAACAGUUUUCGAUACGAGACGGAUUGUUUUGUCUCGUAAAGACUGUUACUGGGUAAAAAUAGUUACAACUGUCCAAAUUGUAUGUAGUUGUAUAGUUCGUGGUUUCGGAUAACCAUUUACAUGCUGCGGUUACUCACUCACUGAAAUCUCAAGGUUUCCUAGCUAGCCACAUUGAAUAACGUGGCUAGCUAGUUAGCUAAGCUAGUAACUAGCUAGCCUUAGCUAGCUGGUCUAGUAGUUUCACAUCUGUAAGUGAUCAUCACACAGGGGGAGGGAGGGGGGUGUUCUGCAACUUGCAUGUACUGGCAAACAAGCCCGGUAGCGAACAACCAGUUUCAUUCAACCGAGAGAGACUGGUUUGCAGCCACACUGCUCAGUUGUUCGUUGUACAGUUACACAGCUAACUAACAUGCACUCGCUUAAUUUUAUCAGACGUUAAUUUGGUGACCAAAUCCCGGCGUGACAGACAUCGUGGCGAAAGAUUUGCAGCUGGAAAAGGAGUUUUGCAGACCUGGGCCGGUGACACAACUUAGUUUCUAAUACGUCUUGGUCAUAUUAGCUAAUGGCUGCCGAAUCGGGGAGACUACUGGCGGGACAAGGUCAAGGAAAACGAGGCAAAGCUUCACAGAUGAAGAGCCCAGAGAAAAAAAAAAGGAAAUCCAAUACUCAGGCGGCGGGGUUCUCCCACCUCUCUGAGUUCGCACCCCCUCCUACACCCAUGGUUGACCACCUGGUUGCCUCCAAUCCCUUUGAUGAUGACUUUGGGCCCCCAUCCCGACCUGGUGGGGCAGGUGGACCGGGUGGUGCUCCAUUCUUACCCAGUCCCGGGGCAGGUGGAGGAGGCGGGUAUGGAGGAGCAGGAAGAAUGGGUGGAGGCAUGGGCUUCAUGGGAGGACCAGGAGGACCAGGCGGUGGCCAGCCUGGACGGAGACCACCUUUCGGCCCGCCAUCCAAUGCUGGACCACACCAUCAGCUUGGCUUUGCAGGAAUGCCUGGCUUUGGAGGUGGCGGUGGAGGUGGUGGUGGGGGAGGAGGAGGAGGUGGUGGAUUCCCCCCUGGAGGCCCUUCACAAUUCAAUAUGCCCCCCAACUUCAGUCCACCCAUGCACCCAGGGCCUGCAUUCAACCCAAUGUUGUCUCCAGGAGGCAUGGGAGGUCCUGGGGGAGGGGGACCACCCCACCCUCGAUUUGGCAUGCCUCCACAGCAGCAGCAUGGACAGGGCGGACACCCCUUCAACAGCCCUCCAUUACCUGGUGGUGGAGGCCCCAGAGGGCCCCCACAUGGCCCCAUGAAUCCUAUGGGGGGGAUGCCACCUGGGAUGAACAUGAUGGGCGGGAUGGGUGGUGGUCCCGGAGGAAAUAUGGUGGGAGGGUUAUCAGGUAUUCCUCCUCAAGGACAGUUCCCACCCUCACAGGAUGGCCCUUACCCUGGCCCCAGUCCACCAGGACAAGGGAACGAGGAGGGAAAGAACUUUGGAGGAGGAGGGCCUCAACCUGGGCCACCUCAGCCACAGCAGCAACAGCAGCAGCCUAACCUAAACCCCAACGGCCCCCCUCCUAAUAACACUACACCUGGGCCUCCUUCUAACUCAGGCCCGCCCCAGCCUGGGGGAGGCUUCCCUGGCCACCCUGAUGUCCAGCAGCCCAACGCCAACACACCUGGCCAGCCUCCCUCAGCACCACCCCAGCCUAAUCCCAACUCUUCCCCCACUGGUCCCCUUAAUGGAUCCGGCCAACCCCAGCACCCACCACCCAAUCAGCUGCAGCCUCCCAACAAUGCCAGUGCCCCCAACUCAAACAACUCUUCCCAGCAACAGCAGCAGCAGCCACAAUCCACUCCACCUAACUCUGCCCCUGGCUCCACCCCUUACAACCAGCAGAACAACACUCCUGGAGGUGGCGGUCCCAUGCCCAAUGCGCCCCCCAAUUCAGGCCAGAAUAACAUGACCAACAACAAUGGAGGCAACACUCCAGGCAGCAACCCCAAUCCUCCAUCUAAUUCCACUUCCACCCCUAACACCCAGUCGCCCCUUCCCCCCGGCCCAGCCGCUCCUUCCACUGGGCCCAGCUCUGGCCCUGGGAAACUUGGCGGCCCUGGGAUGGUCUUCCCCUGUGGCUUCUGUCUGGCUGAGGUGCACGAUGACCAGGAUGCCAUUUUAUGUGAGGCAUCGUGCCAACGUUGGUUCCACCGCGACUGCACAGGCCUGACAGAGCCAGCAUAUGGGCUGCUGACCCGGGAGAGUGCCGCCGUUUGGGCCUGUGACUUCUGCCUCAAAACCAAGGAGAUCCAGGCUGUGUACGUACGCCAGGGAUUAGGCCAGCUGGUGGCAGCUAAUGAGGGGUGAGGAGCAGCAGGGAGGUGCGGUGUGUAAGAACAAGGAGAGGACAGGCGAAGAGACAUUAAUUGCUCUGAUCUAACUGAAUGACUCAUGUAUCAUGUCAGCUAUUUGCCCAACUUUCUCUUGACUAGCCCUUUACUUGCUCAGUAUACAGAAAACCACACUCAUUCACAUUCAUGCUUAUAUAUAGCACUUUUAGUGACUCUAGGCAUUGAUCCCCAUCCCUCCCCCCAUUUGAGUCAAAAUAUACGAUGAAUGUUAAACUCCACAGUCCUCCAGACAUCUAGCCUGCCAACCAGCAAAGCACUGACACCAACACACUACCUCACACACUUUGUGACUGACGGGCACGGAAGCUCCUGCACUGACUGACUGUGAGUCACCCCAAAUAGCCCAGAUGAGUGUGAUGGUAUUUCUCACACAUGGGUGAAUAAAAUCAAUGUAAAUCAGUGUAAUGUUGAAGUAUUUCCCCCACUAAGUGGAUUGAUACAUUGACACACAGUAUCACUAUUUUUCUGUACGUUUCAAGGCCAGAAAUGAAAUUAUGCACAACGUUCUAUCAGAUGUUUAAAAUUGAAAAGAUCAAAGAGUGCCUGAAAAUCUGAAAGGCCUUGAAUUUUAUCUGUUAAUUGAUUUAUGCCUUUCCUCCCCAUCAAAAUUCUGUGUUCUAACUUUGCCCUAUAUUAUUAUUUAGCCUUUUACUGCAAGCAAAUGAAAGAAAAUGGAUAAAUAAAUCGCAGUGUAUAGCAGUGUAAAUCUCAAUACCAAGUGUAUUGUUAAACAUAAGUACCAAGAACAAAAUAUAUAUAUAUAUGUAUAUUACAAGCUCUCUGACAAUGCCUGCGCCUACACACAUUUGACCCCCCCACGUAUCUACCAUCAUUUUUUACCCAAUGUUGAUUAAUCCAGAGGAGAUCCAGGCCGAGACUUCACCACCAACAUGUCAUGGAGAGGAUAUCACUACCGAAAUAGUUGUAAAUAUUAGGGCAGAACAUUUGUCUGGAACUCCGUCCGUUGUGAACAUGCUGGAGAGUCGACCAAUGAACAAAAAAUAAGUUGAACUUAAAAUGUCUUGGUUGUAUUCAAUAUGACAUUUUGGUUUUUAUACAUUGAAUCAACUUUUUUUAUCCGCAGUACACAUGAAUUGUGACAUCAGUGCUUUUGGAUGGUGUUGGCAUAGCAAGUAGUGACAUCAUGUCAUAUCAGAUGUGCAUAGUUUUGUUUUUGUUUUUUUGUUUUUUCCUUUUGGGGUUGCAUGUGAACCAAUGCAGUAACUUUGUCUGAUCUGUUUAUGUUUGUAUUCUGGUCUCUGCUCUGCUGGAGGCCUUGAAGUAGACCAAAUAACUAAAGAGCGAAAAAUACCCAUUUUCACAUUUCACGGUAUAAGAUGUUUAUAACUUCUCUUCCUUCUCGUUUUCUUUUCUUCAUUCAAUGUCCGAGUUGCCUUUGUUUUUUUCAGCUGUUCCCUUUUUGUACUGGUAUUUGUGCUGUUCGAUGUGCUCUGCUCUGGCGCCUCCUGGUGGAACCUAGAGGAACCAGUGACCCCCACACCUGGUGGGGAAGGGAAAGGUACUGAACUCCUAAGUAAAGAGAAUUUUUUUGUACUUGUCCAUGUCUGUUUUGUUAUUUUUUUAUUUGUUGCUAAUUGUAUUAAAAUGGGGGUUGGCAAACCCACUAAAAUGUA
Myripristis murdjan (pinecone soldierfish) is the source of this 4333-nucleotide messenger RNA. RefSeq names its product pygopus homolog 2 (Drosophila) (gene pygo2). Lineage: Eukaryota; Metazoa; Chordata; Actinopteri; Holocentriformes; Holocentridae. Bases 874 to 2655 code for a protein of 593 amino acids. The transcript has 4 exons. The record is from RefSeq and is a predicted model, not a curated record.